Scleropages formosus (Asian bonytongue) is the source of this 3265-nucleotide messenger RNA. RefSeq names its product prospero homeobox 1a (gene prox1a). The coding region runs from base 636 to 2861 and encodes 741 amino acids. Gene Ontology annotation, molecular function: RNA polymerase II cis-regulatory region sequence-specific DNA binding; DNA-binding transcription factor activity, RNA polymerase II-specific. The record is from RefSeq and is a predicted model, not a curated record. Lineage: Eukaryota; Metazoa; Chordata; Actinopteri; Osteoglossiformes; Osteoglossidae. Gene Ontology annotation, cellular component: nucleus. Gene Ontology annotation, biological process: regulation of transcription by RNA polymerase II. The transcript is spliced from 5 exons.
GUCUACACCGGCCUUGCUGGAUUCUGGGGAGGUGUGUGUGAAAAGCGCAAGGCAGCCUGAGCCCCGGCUCCCCCUGUGUCAGUGUGGUUGUGAGCCCUGGUCUCCCGGUCUCCUCGUGUCCCGGUCUCCAGCUCCGCGAAGUUUGGGCUGUUUUGUAUUCCUCCAGAUCCUACGGGAAGCCUCUUAUUGGUAGGUCCCGCACGUUACAUCACCGCCAUGGUGACGCGCCGUCUUCCUCCUUCCUUCAUCCGCGUCUUAAAGUGCAUCUUUUGUCGGGCGGGGAUGAGAGAGAGAGAGAGACUCUCUCACACACAGGCUCCCUUUCGCCUGCAGCUCGGACAGGGAGACACGACUGCGAUCCAGGGGAAAGGAGGAAAAAAAAGCACGCAGCUGAGCCGCGCGACGAGAGCCCCUCUCUCUUCAUCAUCUUCAUCUCCUUUUUUUUUUUUUUUUACUCAUCACUCCUGCAUCGCAUUGAACAUUUAGAACAGUCAUCGUCGGGAGAACGGCCCUCUCUGUCCUCCUCUCAUUUGCGAAAGAAGGAGCUCAGUUUCCUCUCAUCUCUGGAGGUCCUGGGGUUCCAGAGCUGUGCCCAGCUGCUAGGCCUUUGAAGAUGGCACAAUAACAGUCCAGUGAUGCCUGACCAUGACAGCGUAGCCCUCUUAAACAGACAAACCAAGAGAAGAAGAGUUGACAUUGGAGUGAAAAGGACUGCAGGGACAGCAUCGGUAGCCUUUGCCCGAGCGAGAGCCUCUGUAUUCAGUGCCAUGAAUUCCCACAGUGCCGAGCAGGACGUGGAGUGUUCGGUGGUGCAGCAUGCGGACGGGGAAAAGUCCAAUGUGCUGCGCAAGCUGCUGAAGAGGGCCAACUCGUACGAAGAUGCCAUGAUGCCCUUCCCCGGUGCCACCAUCAUCUCCCAGCUGCUGAAGAACAACAUGACCAAAAAUGGCAGCAAUGAGGCCACCUUCCAGGGCAGCGCCCUCUCCAGCACAGGGUCCGAAAUCCACCAGGAGGACGCCUGCAGCAACUCGUCCCGGGAGAGUCCGCAAGACUGUCUGUCCCCGUUCAGCAGGCCCACUAUGAGCCAGUUCGAUAUCGAUCGACUCAGUGACGAGCACCUGAGGGCCAAACGUGCCCGGGUGGAGAACAUAAUUCGUGGUAUGAGCCACUCACCCAGUGUUACCAUGCGGACCGGCGAGCAUGACAGGGAGGGUCCACCGCAGCCGCCCAGCAGCCCCCGAGAGAGCUACCGGGAGAACAAGCGGAAGCAGAAACUGCCCCAGCAGCAGCAGCAGAGCUUCCAGCAGCUGGUCUCAGCGCGCAAGGAGCAGAAGCACGAGGAGCGGCGUCAGCUGAAGCUGCAGCUGGAGGACAUGCAGAAGCAGCUGCGGCAGCUGCAGGAGAAGUUCUACCAGAUCUAUGACAGCACCGACUCGGAGAAUGAUGAGGACGGGAACGUGUCAGAGGACAGCCUGCGCUCAGAUGGCAUGGACCAGCGCGCGCACGACUCGGCGGCUGACCGCUCCGACAACGAGAUGUCCGACCUGGACCCCAGCCACUUCCUGGACCGAGCACGCGCCCUGAUCCGGGAGCAGGCAGUCAUGACGGAGGGGGACAAGCCCAAACGUGAUGGUCCCCGGGGAAAGGGACAGGGGCCACCCUCCAUGCAUGAAGAGGGCAAGCAGCUCGCAGAGACUCUUAAGCAAGAGCUGAACACGGCCAUGUCCCAAGUGGUGGACACAGUGGUGAAAGUCUUCUCUAAACCCCCACGCCCAGUUCCUCAGGUCUUCCCGCCACUCCAGAUGCCUCAGGACCGGUUCCCAGUCAAUGGCGAAAACCCCAACUUCCACACGGCCAACCAGCGGUUGCAGUGUUUUGGCGACGUCAUCAUUCCCAAUCCCCUGGACAGCUUCGGCAACAUGCAGGUCCCCAGCACCAAUGACCAGACGGAAGCUCUGCCCCUGGUGGUCCGAAAGAACUCCUCGGACCAGUCGUCUUCUCUGCCCACCCCCGGCGGGCACCAUCACCCCUCCCUGCAUCCCUCCCCUUUGUCUGCCACCAUGGGGUUUAGCCCUCCAUCUUUCCGGCAUCCCUUCCCCCUUCCACUUAUGGGUUACCCUUUUCAGAACCCCUUGAGCACCUCCUCGGGGGCGUACCCGGGCAAAGACAGGGCCUCGCCGGAGUCUCUAGACCUGUCCAGGGAGACGACCAGCCUCAGGACCAAGAUGUCAUCAAAUCACCUGAACCACCAUCGCUCCUGUUCACCGACACACCCAGGAAGCACCACAGAAGGCCUGUCCUUGUCCUUGAUCAAAUCCGAAUGUGGGGACCUUCAGGACAUAUCUGACAUCUCUCCAUAUUCAGGAAGUACAAUUCAGGAAGGCCUGUCUCCGAAUCACUUGAAAAAGGCCAAGCUGAUGUUCUUCUACACAAGAUACCCGAGCUCCAACAUGCUGAAAAUGUUCUUCUCCGAUGUCAAGUUCAACAGGUGCAUCACGUCCCAGCUCAUCAAAUGGUUCAGCAACUUCCGUGAGUUCUACUACAUCCAGAUGGAGAAGUUCGCCCGGCAGGCUAUCAACGACGGAGUGACCGCAUCGGAGGAACUCAGCGUCAGCCGGGACUGUGAGCUCUACCGCGCCCUCAACAUGCACUACAACAAGGCCAACGACUUUGAGGUUCCGGAGCGGUUCCUGGAAGUGGCGCAGAUCACGUUACGGGAGUUUUUCAAUGCCAUCGUGGCAGGCAAAGAUGUUGAUCCUUCCUGGAAGAAGGCGAUAUACAAGGUCAUCUGCAAGCUGGACAGUGAAGUCCCCGAGAUUUUCAAAUCUCCCAAUUGUCUGCAAGAGCUCCUGCAUGAGUAAAGGUUUCCAUUGCCCCCCAGCCCACACACACACACACGCAGCCCAGUGCCCCUCCCUUUUGAAUGUAUGAAGUAUGAAGUAGCAUUCCCGUUUGGAUGCCCUGGCUAUUCUGGGAUAUCCUAGUUGUUUUUUUUUUUCUUCUUCUUCUUCUCCUGAAAGGUCUUUGAACCCAUUGGGUGUUUUGACUGUGUGGAUCCCUCUUUCUCUAUGCCCCAUAACUAGCUGGGUGGGGGGUUACCCCUUCCCUGCAGCCUGGUGGCUAAUUAUACUGUUAACCUGAAAUUCUAUUCAUUUGGUCACUAAUAGGGCUCUGUUUCGCCGAGAGAUGUUUGAAAUGUGUGCCGUUGUUCUGCAGAAUAAGACAAUACAUUUACAGAUUGUAUAGAUGUAAUUAUUAUUUAUAA